AUGGAUACUGCAAUAUUUAGUUCGCUCCUUUCAUGUGCAAUUCUCCUAUCCUGGUCAAAGUAAGUGAAUAAUUUACGUACUCUCAUUUAUUUAUCAAUGGUUUUGUCUUUUGAGGUUUGACGCUGUGGUCAGAAAGGACGCCGUGCACUUAUCUUAUUUAAAAAUAAUAAUUCGUCUUGUUUUAUGCUAAUUAAUUGCGCCACCUUUUUUCAGUGUUCAAGGCCAUUUAUUGAAUGAAAAUAAAGUAUCUGUAGCACAGGGAGAGAAAUGCGAUGUGAGAAAAGAAGUCAGCGAAAUAAAAGAGCUAUUGGUCAAUGCUACAAAGGAUUUACAUGAGAUGAGAAAUGAAUUCGGAAAGGAGAUUAAAGCAAUCUGGAAGUACCUAAAAGAAGAAAAAUCUUCAAAGAACGUUUCAGCUAGCCAACCUAAAAAUAAGCGUAAGUCAUAUUCUGUUGAAAUUGUUAAUCCUCGAGGCGCGAGAUUGUUCUUGAGUUUUAUGACUUUUAUCUGCAAAGUCAAAGAUAACUAAGUUUUUUAUUAUAAUCCUAAACAGUACUAGCUAGCUAUCCGGGUCAGUACGUAUAUUUUGUUAACUAGCUUUUAGUUUUAAUCUAUUUUUCGGUGUGUUUUGACGUAUUUAAUACGUACGUUCACGGUUCAGUAUUGUAUUUUAUAAUGUUCACAAUUUUCAACAACACUUCAACUAUGCAGUGUCAGUGUCGCGGACUGAAAUGAUAUUUUAUACUGCAUCUUCAAGGUACUCCUGAACUCUGACCGAAACUUACGUAAGUCCUGUCAUUCAACUCAAUUCACAUGUAGUUUUUUAUCUGCUGAAUCCAAUAAAACUAUAGUGUUGUUGUUUUUAAAAUACGAAAAAUCAAACUCUAGUUGAAUGUUUUGAAAAGUUUUCACACCUAUUUUCACAACAAAACUAAAUUUACAGUCAAAAUACAAGAACCUUUCCGCUUCUGUAACUUGUUUUGUAUUUCUGUAAUUCACUAAUUUGUUCUAUUUUUCUGUAACGAUUACCGCUUUAUCGGCAAAUAUCGCGGUAGAAUUUCCCUUUCCUCUUUUAGGGUCGGCCAUGGGGGUUUGGGUAUACAGGAUCCAAUGGGUAUUAAAUUCGAGUAUACUGUAUAUAUUUUUUUUUUUUUUUUUUUUUUUUUUUAAUUGAGAACAAUGUCUCCUGAUGAUCGCAGCGAUGCGUGAAACUCGGAGUAGAGACAAAAAACAUUUUAAGUAAGAAUAGUAACUACAUUCGCUCUACAUAAUUUUAUGUAUUGAGCACUCUCUUCACUAUACGUUACAAAACUUGUGUUAAAACCGUGAUUGUAUGCUGACGUAAUUUGAUCACCUAUAACGAGUUUUCGUGCGGUCAAGACAGUCAAUUAGAAUCAAUUAAUCCAAUCAUACACGAACAAAUUGUCACUACAAUGAAUUAUAAUACCAAUCGAAUCUUGUUCAAUUCAAUGGCUAAAUGGUUUUUGAUUCUGGCAGUAAGUUUUUGGUUAUUAAAAAGAUCUAAAACUGCACUACCUCACCGCAACAACACUUCAAUGCCUGGGAAUAUCGUCAUUUCAUCGAAACUAACAUCAAUACCGGACAGAUUGAGCUACAUUUGGACAUCUACACGUGAUGUCGUAUUAAGAAAAUGUGCAAUGUCUUCUAAAUAUCGUUAUGGCUUGGAGUUUAAAAUAAAGAAGAAUAAUCUACACUUAUUCCUGCUAAUAUUAUUAUCUGGAGACGUUGCCACAAAUCCAGGACCUGGAACUUCGACUGAACACACUAGUAAUGAACUCAAUGCCAUUUAUCUGAACGCGCGAAGUCUUAAAGCUUUUGUGCCAUUUAAUGAUGAUUCUUCUGCUAAAGUCUGCAAGAUCACUUUGUUACAGGAACUAGUUCAUAGUGGGUCCUAUGACAUCAUCUGCAUUUGCGAAACUUGGCUCAAUGACUCAAUUAUAAGCAGCGAGCUGCUGCCUGGAUAUAGUGUCUUUCGCCGAGAUAGAGUUGAAAAGGUUGGGGGCGGAGUGCUUGUUGCCGUGAAAGCCAAUCUGCAUGCGACUAGACGGCCAGAUCUCGAAAGAAAUGAAAUCGAACUAGUUGUAGUGGAACUUAAUAACACGAACAGUAAACCUGUAAUCCUGUAUACGUUUUAUCGUCCUCCUGUUUCAGGCCCCGAAGUUUUCCAUCACCUUAGUUCAUCACUUCAGAAUACAAGCGAAUCUAGCUGUAUUGUUUUGGUAGGAGACUUCAAUCUUCCCGCACUUGACUGGACUACAUUCGAUGAACAAAUCCCUACUACGGCCGGAGGUCAACUGGAAAACAGUUUCUGCGAUCUGUUUGAUGAUAAUUUCCUACAGCAAUUCAUUCUUGGUCCUACCCACAACUGUGGCAAUAAACUUGACCUUCUUCUAAGUAACUGUCCUGAAAUUAUUACCAAUGUCGAAACAUCUACUCCCGAACAGUGCAAAUUUCCAACCGAUCAUUAUAUCGUCGAAUUUCAGAUCAAACUUAAAUUUAAGCGAGCUAGGAAUGUCAAACGUCAAAUUUACAACUACAAAAUGGCAAACUUUGAAGGUUUGCGUAGCUGCUUGUCCAAUGUACCGUUUGAGAACGCUUUCUUGGAUGAUAUUGUCCAAUACUGGUCGAAUUGGAAAGACUUAUUCUUGACGGCUGUGAAUAAAUUCGUCCCUAUUAAAACCAUUAAAGACAUAAAUUCCCCCCAAUGGAUUGACAGCGAAGUUCGUCAUCUUGUCCGUAAGAAAUACGCUGCACUCAAGAAAUUCCGCCAGAAUAGAUCCGUCAUCCGUAAGCAAAAGUUGCGUUGUAUAAGUCAAAACAUCAAGAGUUUGAUCAGAAAAAAACAUCGCGAAUAUCUAGAAAGAGUCGAAAGUUCGUUCAACAAAAACCCGAAGUUUUUCUGGAGCUACCAUAAAGCUAUUCUACACCAUAAGGAACAACACAACGCGGUUGUUACUUACAAAGAUAUUACAGCCAAAACUCCAGCAGAGAAAGCUGAACUUUUUAAUUCAUACUUCUCAUCUGUGUUUGUACCAUCAAAAUCCACCACUGACACUGACAAUAACAUAGACUCUUUUGAUCCCGAUACCCAAAUAUCUGAUAUAACCUUAACAACGGAAGAAGUUGCUGCGUGUCUGUAUAAUCUGGACAUCUCUAAGGCAAGCGGCCCAGAUGGCAUUCCAGCAAGAAUUCUAAAGGAAUGUAGUCACCAAAUCGCACCUAGCAUUUGUGACCUGUUCAAUCAUUCGCUACGCACUGGGCGCCUUCCCUCCGAAUGGAAAUCAGCUGAUGUUACACCUAUUCACAAGAAAGACCUUAAAGAACCCGUUGAAAAUUACAGACCGAUUUCCCUCCUGCCUAUCAUCAGCAAAGUUUUGGAACGUUGUGUUUCCAGGAGAUUCUAUGAUCACGUCAUUCACCUCAUCACACCAUCACAACAUGGUUUUCUUAGAAAUCGUUCGUGCAUCACUCAGCUUGUCCAAGUUCUUCACUCUGUUGGUCAGUGUCUUGACAAAAACCUUCAGUCUGAUAUAAUUUACCUUGAUUUUGCCAAAGCUUUUGAUUCUGUAGAUCAUCAAAUACUUCUAAGAAAACUCAAGUCAUAUGGCGUUACAGGGCGUCUUCUCGACUGGUUUCGUGAUUAUUUAAGCGGACGUACCCAAAGAGUUGUUGUCGAAGGUGUCCCAUCAAGCUGGGUUCCUGUUAUCUCUGGCGUGCCACAAGGAAGUAUCCUGGGUCCGAUACUUUUUGCUGUCUUCAUAAACGAUCUUCCGGAAGUAAUAUCCAAUGGCUCUUCGGAAGCUAUGUAUGCUGAUGAUACAAAAUUGUUUAGAAACAUCAACUCUACAACUGACUGUGAUUGUCUACAAGAAUCUUUAUCCAACCUUGACACGUGGAGCCAUGAUAAUAACAUCAAGUUCAACGCAUUAAAAUGUAAGGUUUUGAGCGUGACUCGAAAGAAAUAUCCCGUGACUUACAACUAUCAUCUGGGUUCAUCUUCGUUGCUUCGUGUCCGGAAAGAAAAAGAUCUCGGCAUCAUCGUGACAGACAAUCUCUUGUGGAACUCGCAUAUUCAAAUGAUAACAGCUAAAGCUAACAACAUGCUUGGUCUCCUAAAGAGAACUUGUCCUUUAUUGACGGAAACCAAAAUCCGGCGUUCAUUAUACCUAUCGCUUGUAAAGUCGAAGUUAUGCUAUGGUACUGAAAUUUGGUCUCCAUCCAAUGUCUCCCUCAAAGUCAAGAUCGAAAGAAUACAACGACGCGCGACAAGAUGGAUCCUAAGAUCAAGAAUAGGUGAGAUAUCAUACCAGGAGGGACUUCAGACUUUGGACAUGCUGCCGCUGUGUUAUGACAGAGAAAUCCAAGACUUGGUCUUCUUCUAUAAGGCACUAUACGGUUACGUAGACUUAGACAUAGGCAAUUAUGUUAGUUUUGUUAGUCAUGAUCGUUCUCGACUAACCUUAAAUCCUAGUCUAUUACUUCAAGUGCCGUUAUGUAGAACAACUACGUUUAAAAACUCUUACUUUAAUCGAACAGUUCAUUUAUGGAAAGUAGUGUGUAGAACUGCAUCACCUAAUAGCUUCGUGACAUUAUUUACUUUUAAGAACUUUCUUCGUCGGACUUAUUCGUUUUUACGUAAUUCAGUUUUUGACGUAGACAUGCCAUGUACCUGGUCUCUUGUUCGAGACUGUCCAUGUCACAGAAACUAAAAUAAUGUAUAGUUCUUUGAUUGAAGUAAAGUUCGUUUCGUGUACAUGCCUAAGUCACAUGUUUUCAAAACCAAGUUAGUUUUAUUUUCCGUACAAAUUUUCCAAAAUCUUCAUGCAUUUUACGUAUUUCGAGAUCCUGUGGGUAUGCGCAAAUCGAGCUUUACCUCAACUAUAAUUUAUAGUGUAAUGUAAUUUUUUGUGUAAAGUUUGUAAGGGAGGUGCCUCGCAUGGGCUUUUUCUGACCCGUUUGCACCUUUCCUUUUGGGAAACACCUAUUUAUCGUUAUUGUUAGUAUUCCCAAUAAAGUUAUAAAGAACUAUAAAUAUUUACUUAAAUGAGUUUUAUGACUAAUUUAAUUUUGGGUAUUACUAUUAGGUAUAUUUGAUCCAUAUUUCAGUAUCAAGUAUUUUAUAGGAUACCACGACCACCCCUGGCUGAUCCCUUUCUUUAUAUACGUCAAUUUGUAGCAAAGGAUACACCUUUCGUUAGAUUCUUUGCAUAAAAGUUGCGAAAUUUUGAUUUUAGUAGCUACGUCAAAUGAGUGAAAUGAUUGUAGUCGGUAAUUUUAAAUUUGUAUAGUAUGAACACAGUCAUUGAGCGGCAGUUUAAAACCCGCGAUCCGAGUUAUCAGCAAAUAUCGCUAUAUAAAAUCUAAGUUUCGCAACUUUUAUGCAAAGAAUCUAACGAAAGGUGUAUCCAUUGCUACAAAUUGACGUAUAAAAAGGAAGAAAAGCGAAAUUCUACCGGACCCUACAGCGAUAUUUGCCGAUAAAGCGGUAAUCGCUACAGGAAAAUAGAACAAAUUACAGAAAUACAAAACAAGUUACAGUCAGAAGCGGAAAGGUUCUUGUAUUUUGACUGUAAGAAAUGUUGAAUCAAUUCAGUGCGUUAUUGUGUUCUCUAUUUUUCGUAUUUUGAACAUAUAUUUUUUUAUUUUCAUCUCAAAUAUAAAGUAAAAAAUAUCAGUGUAAAGUAACGGCAAAAACUCAAAGUGAAAAUUACCAAAAAAGCCAACUAUAUAAACCACACGUGUUUCGUGUUGUUCACGCAUUAUAAAGUUACACUCAUGUGCAAAUAUAUAUUGAUCAUGUAGUCGAAUCGAUAUUUUGUCACGUUCAUUUGAAGCUGCUUCAACUGGAUUUUAUGGCUAUUUUUCUUCUAUAAGGUAAUGCCGAUCGAGCGGAUCGACUGAUUGG
Molecule: messenger RNA, 5926 nt
Organism: Paramuricea clavata
Lineage: Eukaryota; Metazoa; Cnidaria; Anthozoa; Malacalcyonacea; Plexauridae
Source: the annotation of a GenBank genome assembly